CGCGGGCCGGGCUGAGCCGAGCCGAGCCGAGCGACGCCGCGAUGGCGGGCUACAGCGUGGAGGAGCGCGCCGCGCCGCACAGCUUGGAGUACCGGCUUUUCUUCAAGGAUGCCGCUGGGCGCUACAUCUCCCCCUUCCAUGAUAUCCCCAUCUACGCCGAUGCCGGCAAGAACGUGUUCAACAUGGUUGUGGAAGUGCCUCGAUGGACAAAUGCUAAAAUGGAGAUUGCAACAAAGGAUCCCUUAAACCCAAUCAAGCAAGAUGUGAAGAAAGGGAAGCUGCGUUACGUAGCUAAUGUGUUUCCCCAUAAGGGUUACAUCUGGAAUUACGGUGCUAUCCCGCAGACUUGGGAAGACCCAGGUCACAAAGAUGAAAAUACUGGCUGCUGUGGAGAUAAUGAUCCAAUUGAUGUGUGCGAAAUUGGAAGCAAGGUCUGCUCGCGAGGGGAAGUCAUCCGGGUGAAGGUGCUGGGCACGCUGGCUCUGAUAGAUGAGGGAGAGACAGACUGGAAGAUAAUUGCUAUCAAUGUGGAAGACCCUGACGCAGACAACUAUAAUGAUAUCAAUGAUGUCAGAAGGAUGAAACCUGGAUACUUAGAAGCCACAGUGGACUGGUUCAGAAGAUACAAAGUACCUGAUGGAAAGCCAGAGAACCAGUUUGCUUUCAAUGGUGAAUUUAAAGACAAGGAUUUUGCUGUGAAGGUCAUCAAAAGCACUCAUGAGCACUGGAAAGCUUUAAUAGCAAAGAAAGCUGAUGGAGGGGAGAUCAACUGCACAAACCUCACUGUGUCUGACAGCCCCUUCUGCUGUAGUCAAGAGUGUGCAAAAGCUACUGUGGAUGCAGCACCGCCGUGUAAAGCUGCCAACCCGGUCCCGCCCGAAGUUGACAAGUGGUUCUACUACCAGAAGAACUAAAGCCUGAGGCUGGGGGGAGCCGAGCCCGCCAUGUUCUGCCCGUCCCCAAGUCGCUGCCUGUGGGAAUAGAGCAGCAACUAGCUUCAGUGUCAACAAAAGAAGACCUUGCUGAUUAGAGUUGUGUAUCUAGCAGUGAUGUGUCUGCUGCAUUCGGGCCUCGUGGAGGCCAGAAGCUGUAAUGUAUGCCCCCCGGGGCCCUGUGCUGUGCUGUGCCCCAUCCCAGAGCGGGACGUGUGGGAAUAAAAACUCCUCAUGCUGA
Messenger RNA from Colius striatus (speckled mousebird), 1173 nucleotides. RefSeq names its product inorganic pyrophosphatase 1 (gene PPA1). Gene Ontology annotation, molecular function: inorganic diphosphate phosphatase activity; magnesium ion binding. The transcript has 11 exons. Lineage: Eukaryota; Metazoa; Chordata; Aves; Coliiformes; Coliidae. The record is from RefSeq and is a predicted model, not a curated record. The coding region runs from base 42 to 914 and encodes 290 amino acids. Gene Ontology annotation, biological process: phosphate-containing compound metabolic process. Gene Ontology annotation, cellular component: cytoplasm; extracellular exosome.